Messenger RNA from Eleginops maclovinus (Patagonian blennie), 1239 nucleotides. Its product is annotated as ubiquitin thioesterase OTUB1-like. The transcript has 7 exons. Lineage: Eukaryota; Metazoa; Chordata; Actinopteri; Perciformes; Eleginopidae. The record is from RefSeq and is a predicted model, not a curated record. Gene Ontology annotation, cellular component: nucleus. Bases 32 to 874 code for a protein of 280 amino acids. Gene Ontology annotation, biological process: protein K48-linked deubiquitination; negative regulation of double-strand break repair. Gene Ontology annotation, molecular function: cysteine-type deubiquitinase activity; ubiquitin binding.
CAAACAAGACUGGACCGGAAGUGUGUAAUGAAUGAAGUCAUGCAGAAGGAGGAAACAGAUCUCGAUAGCUAAGAUGGCGGAGGAGCAGCAGGAAUCAUCACAGCCAGAGGUGGAGGGAGUGAACUGCCUCGCAUACGACGAGGCCAUCAUUGCUCAACAGGACAGAAUUCAGCAGGAGAUAGCCAACAGUAACCCGUUAGUGUCGGACAGACAGGACCUGGCGGUGCUGCAGAGGGAGUACGCUGACGAUGACACCGUUUAUCAGCUCAAGAUCAAGGACCUACACAAAAAAUACUCGUACAUCCGUAAGACGCGACCCGAUGGGAACUGUUUCUACAGAGCCUUUGGCUUCGCACAUCUCGAGUCGCUGCUUGAUGACAGCAAGGAACUUCAGAAGUUCAAAGCAGUUGCAACUAAAAGUAAACAGGACCUGGUUAAUGAGGGCUUCACUGAGUUUACCAUUGAAGACUUUCACAACACUUUCAUGGACCUGAUCGAACUGUGUGAGAAACAGCCGACCCUACAGGAAGUGCUGAACUCCUUCAACGACCAGAACGUGUCGGACUAUUUGGUCGUGUAUUUGCGGCUGCUCACCUCAGGCUACCUGCAGCGAGAGUACGGAUUCUUUCAGCAUUUCAUCGAGGGAGGACGCUCUGUCAAGGAGUUCUGUCAGCAGGAGGUAGAGCCCAUGUCUAAAGAAAGUGACCACAUUCACAUCAUCGCCUUAGCCCAGGCCCUGGACGUUUCCAUUCUGGUGGAGUACAUGGAUAGAGGAGAAGGAGGAACAGUCAAUCACCACGUCUUCCCUGAAGGAGGCGACCCACGCAUCUUCCUCCUCUAUAGACCUGGCCAUUAUGACAUCUUGUACAAAUAACACUCCUGGCCUCAUCCCAUCUCAUUGUCUGGGUAAAAAAAAAAGUAACUUCAGCAGCCGCGUUGAUGAAGCAUACAUCUGUGUACGAGAUUACACACAUGUUUUUGAAAAAAAUUACAUAUAAAGUCACAUUACAUGCCUCCAGUUCCCCUCUCGCCCCCAAACUUCCAAGUUUCUCCUCAGUCAUCACAGAAUGGUUAAUAAAACAAAGUAUUUGGAAUAAUAGAAUUGACUCCAGGCAUUUAGAGUUGUACAGGUUUUUUUUUUUCUUUUGUGGUUGUAAAUGUUAUCUACUUGCUUUGUUUGAUUCUUUUCCUUUGUUACACUGCGUUUCAUUGAGUUUUAUUAAAGGGAUUUACAUCUUA